AUGAUGGAGCUACAUUCUCACGGCGUUGACCACGACUUCGAGCUCGAGCUGAUGCUGCGCUUCCCUCGGGACAUGUCGAAGCCUGAGCGGUUCAGCGCGAACUUACCAACAACAUGGCCAUCCUUCGUUCUCCCGCAAGGUCUCGAAGAUUGGGAGCAUGACAGUGAUGAUGAAAUUGCCAAGAGAGUCCUGACUGAUACCAAUUCGCUAGACCUUGAAGCUCGAUAUCUGUACUUUCGAGUGCUCCGAACGUGGCUGCUGAAUUGCGACGAAAACCAUGAUGAGUGUCGAUUGCGACAAUCUGGGCGUGGAUUCUGGCCGACGAGAGCCAUCUACGUUGGAGACCACCCCAGCGUGAGGCUCGUCGAAGAACCGGACGACGAAAAAGACUAUAUUGUACUGUCACACUGCUGGGGUAAGCCGACGGAAGAAGAACGGAAGCACUUCUGUACCACUCCCCAGAAUUAUCACCAUCGCUUGGACGGAUUUUGCUUUGAUGACCUGCCCAAGACGUUUCAGGACGCGAUCAUGGUAUCGCGAGAGCUUGGGAAGAAAUAUAUCUGGAUUGAUGCCCUCUGCAUCAUCCAAGGUCCCGGCGGUGACUGGCAAAGCGAAGCUGGGAGGAUGGAGCACGUCUUUGCCAACGCCUACUGCACCGUCGCUGCAAACUCGGCCAAAGGGUGGAAGGACGGUUUCCUGGAGUCAGGCCUCUGGGAUCAAAUCAACCCAGAAAGCACGGAAUGCGAAUGUUUGUUUGAUUCAGAAGUUAGUGAGGCACCCUUGAUGCAGAGAGCCUGGGUUCUCCAGGAACGGGUGUUAUCACGGCGAAUCAUUCAUUUUACCUCGGGGGUUUCGAAUGCAAGACCUGGGCAUACAUAUUGGGAAUGUGGCGGUGGGAUCCGCUGCCAGCAGUUUUCAAAGCUGAGCCCGCCCAUCUACAAAGACACAUUUAUUCGUGACCCCUACUUCCCAGCGCGGCUCAAGGACGCAUCAUAUUUUCGCGCUCUUGAUUUUAUGCAAUCCCUUUUUCGGGAAUACUCACUAGCCGGGCUCACAUACAAGUCCGACAGAGACACGGCCAUAUUAAGCCUGCUCAAUCGCAUCAGCCAUGAACUUGACACAGAGGUAAGAUAUGGCGUUAUUCGCUGUUUUCUGGGUAGUCUGCUCUUGUGGAAGCGAACUGCCGAGGAACUGACACCCUCGAUCGACUUUGGGCAACGGGCCGUGCCGUCAUGGUCCUGGAUGGCGUACGACGGAAGCAUCGAGUUCAUCAUCAUGUAUGAUUACGAGCUGAGGAUACCUCGCGACACGGACCUUGGAUUCGCUCAAGAUGGGGAAGAACUGAACGUCAAAGUCCGGCGAUUUGAAAAUUGCCAACUAGGCGCAGCCAAGCGAGGUGGUGGAUAUUCUAUCUGCGAUGGAAACGAGAAGAUUGGGUCACUAUGGUUGGACAUGAAGGACCGCAUCGAGUUCAGGCACUGUGUCGUCAUUGGGGCUGGUGAUACAAGGCCCCGUCAGAAACAGCUCUACGUCCUAGUGGUUCAGGAGGAGCCAGGCAAAGGAAGAUACAAGAGGUUGGGAGUUGGCAUUUUGGGUGAUGGUUAUGUGUCCGUGGAGAGUGAGCCUGGACGACUUGUGUGA
This is a messenger RNA of Fusarium keratoplasticum, 1641 nucleotides long. RefSeq names its product HET domain-containing protein. Lineage: Eukaryota; Fungi; Ascomycota; Sordariomycetes; Hypocreales; Nectriaceae. The coding region runs from base 1 to 1641 and encodes 546 amino acids. The record is from RefSeq and is a predicted model, not a curated record. The transcript has 2 exons.